Messenger RNA from Capsella rubella, 1583 nucleotides. Its product is annotated as dof zinc finger protein DOF4.6. Gene Ontology annotation, biological process: regulation of DNA-templated transcription. Gene Ontology annotation, molecular function: DNA binding; DNA-binding transcription factor activity. The transcript is spliced from 2 exons. The coding region runs from base 272 to 1324 and encodes 350 amino acids. The record is from RefSeq and is a predicted model, not a curated record. Lineage: Eukaryota; Viridiplantae; Streptophyta; Magnoliopsida; Brassicales; Brassicaceae.
UUAUACAAUUUGUUCUCUCUCUCUCUCUCUUUCUCUAGUCUCUCUACCAUAAAGCAAAUGUGAUCAGAGACAAAGCAUACAACAAAGAAGUUCCUCAUUCAAAAAAGAUUUCUCAGCCAUCAUCAUUUUUCCAUUCUCUUCAUCUUACCCCAAAAAAAUAAAAUAAAAAAGAAACGAAAUACAUAGCUUUACUUCUUCCAAAUACAGAAGUCAAUUAACAAAAAAGAAUUAUCAGGUUUUGUUUCCGCUGAUCUGAGGAAGUGCAUCAUCUAUGGAUACGGCUCAAUGGCCACAGGAGAUUGUAGUGAAGCCCUUGGAAGAAAUAGUAACAAACACAUGCCAGAAGCCGCAACAGCAACAGCUUCAGCAACCACCAACGGCUGGGGCUGCGGGGGGAGAGAGGAAGGCAAGGCCAGAAAAGGACCAAGCUGUGAACUGUCCGAGAUGUAACUCAACCAACACAAAGUUUUGUUACUACAACAAUUAUAGUUUGACGCAGCCAAGAUACUUCUGCAAAGGUUGUAGAAGGUAUUGGACCGAGGGUGGUUCCCUUAGGAACAUUCCUGUUGGCGGUGGCUCAAGAAAGAACAAGAGAUCUCACUCAUCUUCAAUUUCUUCUUCUUCUGAUCUUGGCAACAAUCACUCAGUUUCUACACAACCAGCUACAAAGAAGCAUCUCUCUGACCAUCACCACCACCUCAUGAGCAUGUCUCAGCAACAAGGUUUGACCGGUCAAAACCCUAAAUUCCUUGAGGCGACCCAACAAGAUCUCAAUUUAGGUUUUCCACCACAUGGGAUGAUCAGAACCAACUUCACUGACCUCAUUCACAACAUUGGCAACAGUAGCAGCAACAACAAGAGCAGCAACAAUAACAAUCCAUUGCUUGUGUCUUCAUGUUCUGCCAUGUCAACUUCUUCUUUGGAUCUCAUAAGAAACAGUAGUAAUAAUGGGAACUCUUCAAAUUCUUCGUUUAUGGGCUUCCCAGUUCAUAAUCAAGAUCCAACAUCAGGAGGGUUUUCAAUGCAAGAUCAUUACAAGCCUUGCAACACAAACACAACACUGCUAGGGUUUUCAUUAGAUCAUCAUCAUAAUAAUGGAUUCCAUGGAGGGUUUCAAGGAGGAGAAACAGGAGGAGAAGGUGGCGAUGAUGUGAAUGGAAGGCACUUGUUUCCUUUUGAGGAUUUGAAGUUGCCAGUUUCUUCUUCAUCAGCAUCAGUCAGUGUCGACGUUAAUGAGCAACAGAAGCGAGAAAGUGGUGGUGAUGCAGCCGCCACAUCUGGUGGCUAUUGGACUGGGAUGUUGAGUGGAGGAUCAUGGUGCUAAUUAAUUUCUCGCCUUCCAUUGAUUGAUGAAGUUAGUACUACUAUUACUGGUUAAUUAUUGCUAUUUAUUUAAUUAAUCAAUAUGUUCUUCACUUUGAAUUUUAUUAUUGGUGGGUUUUUUAAUUUUUUUUUUUUUAGUUUUUCUUAACUUGGAUUUAAGGAUAUUAUUAUUGGGGGUGCAUGCAUAUUGAAUGACUUUAAUUUGUUUUGAAUUUUGUUAUUGCUAACACAGAUUAUAAAUGAUACAUUUGGUUGGUCUU